AACGGACUCGCAGCAUAGAUUUGCCAUAGUCCACGACGGUGCUUUAAGGAAAUCAAAAUUCCCAAUUAACUCCCCAUUCAACUUCAACAUGAACGAAGGCAUGCCAUCCACCUUGACGCUUGCAACAGCUUCCGGGCUGAUUGCGACUUUCUUCAUCUUCAUUCUGUGCCGGACCAUCUUUCAUCCGUUGAGAUCCUUUCCCGGCCCUUGGCUGAACGCAACGACAGAGCUCCCGAGCGCUCUGAGACUUGCAAAGGGACAGCAACAUAUCUACUACCACAGGCUUCACCAGGAAUAUGGACCAGUACUCAGGACUGCUCCCAACGAGCUUACGUUCACCAGCGAUCAAGCCUGGAACGACAUUUACGGUCUCAAGAACGGCGUUGUCCUGGAGAAAAGCCCCAUCUUCAUCGGAAUCGCGUCGCCUAUGAAUGGUUGCGUUGGAGUCGGUCUUGCGAAGGGUAAGGAGCAUACCCGGCAGCGCAGAGCUCUGGCGCCUGGAUUGUCCAAGACUGCAUUGUACAAGCAGGAAGAGAUCAUUCAACGCCAUGUGUCUGCCUUGCUCGACUUGCUGCGUGAGAAUGUCGAACGAGAUGAGCCGUCCAACAUUGCGGAAUACUUCUCCUUUACAACUUUUGACGCCAUCGGCGACCUGUCCUUCAGCGAGCCCUUCGGCUGCCUCGAGCAGAACAAGACCACUGAAUGGGCGAGCGCCAUGCGACAAGUCGUGAUCUUUGCAUCGUACGAUCAAGCCAUUCGGCGAGUCGCAGGCGUCGAUACUUGGCUCCGGGAUCUCUUGUUGAAAGUGUGUAUGCCGGCCAAAGCCGCACACUGGAGAAUGCUGCAUGUCAAAAAGUCACUCGAGAAGACCGCACAGCGUCUCGAAAAGCCAGACUCCGAGAAGCAAGACAUGAUCUACCACCUCCUCCGUGAGAAAGAUCCCAAGAAGAGCCUCAACCACGACGAGAUCAAACUCAACAUGAUGCUGUACAUCAGCGCUGGCUCGGAGACGACUUCGAUCACCCUCACGGCUUGGGCGUACCUGAUCGGCACGCAUCCGGAAGCAUACCGCCAGCUCACAGACGAAAUUUGCUCCAGCAUCUCUUCUUCCGCUGAUAUCAAAGUCGACAACGUCAUGAGCCUUCCUUAUCUCGGCGCCACCAUCAACGAAGCCAUGCGUCUCUUCCCACCCGGAGCCGUAGCAAUGCAGCGCAUGGUCCCUCCCGGCGGUGUCACAAUCGACGGCCACUAUGUGCCCGGCGGAACGACGGUCAGCGUGGCUCCGUGGGCUGCGUCUCGCUCGCCAGAUAACUUCCAUGAACCGGACAAUUUCAGACCAGAGCGCUGGCUGCAAGCGCUCGACCAGUAUCAGAGCAAGGAGUUCGCCAACGAUCGUUUGGGAGCGAGCAGGCCGUUCGGAUAUGGGCCGAAGCGGUGUAUCGGAGAGGAUUUGUCGUAUCUCGAGGCGAGGCUGAUCAUAUCUCAUCUGCUGUUCACCUUCGACAUGGAGCUUGUUGAUGGGCAUAGUCCUGGCGCUGAAGCAAAUCUGCGGUGGGGUUUGAGGGCUGACAGCGAGUCGAUCCAGCUCUACCAGGUCUUGAUGAAGCCGGAUUUGUGGGUGCGCCUGUCGAAGAGGAACAAUGUCUCGUAG
Messenger RNA from Zymoseptoria tritici IPO323, 1651 nucleotides. RefSeq names its product putative P450 monooxygenase (gene CYP-19). The coding region runs from base 89 to 1651 and encodes 520 amino acids. NCBI's taxonomy places the organism in Eukaryota, Fungi, Ascomycota, Dothideomycetes, Mycosphaerellales, Mycosphaerellaceae. The transcript is spliced from 4 exons. The record is from RefSeq and is a predicted model, not a curated record. Gene Ontology annotation, molecular function: heme binding; oxidoreductase activity, acting on paired donors, with incorporation or reduction of molecular oxygen; monooxygenase activity.